This is a messenger RNA of Amphibalanus amphitrite, 531 nucleotides long. RefSeq lists its product as uncharacterized. Bases 1 to 531 code for a protein of 176 amino acids. The record is from RefSeq and is a predicted model, not a curated record. The transcript has 4 exons. Lineage: Eukaryota; Metazoa; Arthropoda; Thecostraca; Balanomorpha; Balanidae.
AUGUCAGAGCUCCUCACCAGGUGCCCUGAGCUGUGGGUUAUCACCCUGUCCGGCGGCGUCCCUGACACCGUGAGCCUGGAGCCCCUCACCAGGUGCCCUGAGCUGUCCAAUCUCACCCUGUCCGGCGGCGUCCCUGACGCCGUGCUGGACAGUCUCAGCGGCUGCCCCGGGCUGGUGGUCCUUACACUGGGGGACCUCCAGCGGCCGGCAGAGACGGCCUUCACAGCAGCAGCGUACACCAGACUGGUGAAGUCGUGUCGGGGGCUGUACAAUCUGUACCUUCACUGCACGUCAGACACCACCCGGGCCGUGCUGACCGCCCUGAAGGAGGCGAACCUGCGCCGGGGCCCAUUCGGUACCAUCCAUCUCCAUGUGCCCGAGGAGCUGUACCGUCAGCUGAAGAGCCAGGAAGGCGAUGGGGUCAUAGUGUUUGAGUGGGAGGAUUUGGAGGAGGAUUCGGAGGAGGAUUCGGAGGAGGAUUCGGAGAAGGAUUCGGAGAAGGAUUCGGAGGAGGAUUCGGAGGAGAGUUGA